Messenger RNA from Cryptomeria japonica (Japanese cedar), 1416 nucleotides. Its product is annotated as protein LURP-one-related 5. The transcript has 3 exons. The coding region runs from base 335 to 1045 and encodes 236 amino acids. The record is from RefSeq and is a predicted model, not a curated record. NCBI's taxonomy places the organism in Eukaryota, Viridiplantae, Streptophyta, Pinopsida, Cupressales, Cupressaceae.
CAAGCCGACCCAUUAUUUUAACACUUACGUGACCGACCAUGCAUUAAUCUAUUGUGGCCGCCAAAUACCUGGUAGCCAGCCAUUUCUUAACAUCAUUUGAUUAUACACCCUGUUAUGAUAAGAUCGACCAAUCACUAAAGUGUUUAUGUUAGACUUGAAAGAGAUAAGUUUAAAAAUCUCAUCUUAAAUGGAAAGCAUGAAAGAUUGUCAGUAUUUAAUAUUUAAGUUGGUCUCAUAACCCAAUUAAGUAAGUGUUCCUCGGUAGAUCUCUCGUCUGCCAUUAGUUUUUCCUUCAUCAUCAGUUUUUUUUGGCUAAAAAGAGGAAAAAGGAAAAAUGCCUGCUAAGAUUCAUCCCAAAGUGCCCCGGCUAUUGGAAGAUGUUGUGAUUGAAGAGAAGUUUCGUAGUAAGUCUGUCACAGCAUUGACUGUGUGGAAGAGAUCGUUGGUGUUCAACUGCAAUGGUUUCAGUGUGUUUGAUUCCAUCGGGAACCUUGCCUUCAGAGUUGACAAUUAUGAUUCUGGAUAUAAGAGUGAGGUGGUUCUCAUGGAUGCUGCAGGAAAUUCUCUGCUCACAAUGAGAAGAAAGAGACUUAGCCUCUACAGUGAAUGGCAUGCUUUCUUAAAGGACAAAUCAGAUGGUCAAAAGCCCUUGUUUAUAGUCAGAGGGAGCUAUCUGCUUCCCACCAAAGCUUUAGCAGAAAUAUAUGUGGGUUCAAUGUCAAAGAAGAGGCACCCAGAUUACCAGAUUGAAGGGUCUUAUGGCAAUAGAUCCUGCACUGUGUACAACAGCUACAGGAACAUUGUUGCUGAGAUGAAAAGAAAGCAAGUAACCUCAGAUAUAACACUGGGAGGAGAUGUGUUCAGUGUUAUUGUGCAGCCUGGCUAUGAUCAAAGUUUUGUAAUGGGUUUGGUCAUCAUUCUUGAUCAGAUUGGCUCAACUGAGCGCCAUACAAACACCAAAAGCAUUACUAAGACUUACUCUCGUAGUCUUACCCUCGAAUUGCCAAAGUCUUUGAUGGGGAGGAGUCUUUCUAUAGGCACCUGAUACCAUUUAGAGGAUGUAUCAGAAGGCCAUGUUUUUUAAUGGGCCUAUCCUCCUGUUGUGUGAUAGGGUUAUCUUCCUUCUCUAUGUAAUGGGGAUGUCCUCCUGCUCUGCGCUUUUUUUGCGUUCCAGGCAAUUUGGAGAUAAGAGCCCUGAAAGUUUUUCUAGAUGAUGAAACCAUGUUAGUAGAAAAGCCAAUAUAUCAGACAAAUGGCAUUCAUUGGAAAUACUUGGUCACCAGGGUUUUGGUUGUCAAUACACAAACCUCAAAUUGGGUAACACAUUUGUAUCUUAUUGGUAUUCACAGAUUCUUGGUCAAUAAAGAUUUUGGGGUCCAUACACAAGCCAACAAUUGGCUAGCCCAUUUGUAUUAA